GAGCCGAGGCGGGCGGCCGGGGAGCGGCCUGCCGCCGCCGCCGGCCAUGGGGAAGAAGGGGAAGCGCGAGAAGAAGGGGAAAGGGGCUGAGAAGACGGCGGCCAAGAUGGAGAGGAAGGUGUCCCGCCGGGCCAGGAAGGAGGAGGAGGAUCUUGAAGCCCUGAUAGCAGAAUUCCAGAGUUUAGAUGCUAAAAAGACCCAAGUAAUUGAGACGUCCUGCCCACCCCCUUCACCCAGGCUGAAUGGCUCCCUUUCUGCUCACCCUGAGAAAGAUGAGUUGAUCCUUUUUGGAGGUGAAUAUUUCAAUGGCCAAAAAACAUACCUGUAUAAUGAACUGUAUGUUUACAACAUCCGGAAGAACAGCUGGACUAAAGUAGAGAUCCCCAACCCACCUCCUAGGCGAUGUGCUCACCAGGCAGCAGUGGUGCCCACAGGUGGCGGGCAGCUGUGGGUGUUUGGCGGGGAGUUUGCAUCUCCCAAUGGGGAGCAGUUUUACCAUUACAAGGAUCUCUGGGUCCUGCAUUUGGCUACCAAGACCUGGGAGCAGAUCAAGGCAUCAGGAGGACCCUCUGGAAGAAGUGGACAUCGAAUGGUUGCUUGUAAAAGACAACUGAUUGUCUUUGGAGGUUUCCAUGAAAGCGCAAGAGAUUACAUCUAUUACAAUGAUGUGUACGCCUUCAACCUGGAUUCCUUCACAUGGAGCAAACUGGCUCCUUCUGGGAUUGGGCCUGCUCCAAGAUCUGGAUGUCACAUGGUUACCACUCCUGAGGGCAGCAUAAUCAUCUAUGGGGGCUAUUCCAAACAGAGAAUUAAGAAAGAUGUUGACAAGGGCACACUGCAUGCAGAUAUGUUCCUGCUGAAGACUGGAGGCUCAGGCAUGGAGGAAGCAGACAAGUGGGCAUGGAGUCGGCUCAACCCCUCUGGAGUGAAACCUGCUCCCAGGUCUGGCUUCUCCGUGGCGAUCAGUCCCAAUAACCGCUCCCUUCUGUUUGGAGGUGUGCAUGAUGAGGAAGAGGAAGAGAGCAUUGAAGGAGACUUCUUCAAUGAUAUUUAUCUCUACGAUAUGGGGAAAAAUCGCUGGUUUCCUGGACAGCUUAAGGGACCAAAGUCAGAGAAGAGGAAACGAAGACGUGGCCGACAAGCUGAGGCAGAGGGGGCAGGAGAUGAAACGGAGAAGCAGCCUCCACAAGGCCCAGUGGAGAUAGUCAAAGAGGUCGUGGCAGAAGAUGGGACUGUCAUGACAAUCAAGCAAGUGAUCUCUGGGCCUGCAGAAGAGAGACAGAGGUCUGAAUCAGAGGAGGAGGAGGAGGAAGAUGGAGCUUUGGGCCAACAAGUGGAACCAUGCCCACGUUCAAAUGCCAUGCUGGCUGUGAAGCAUGGAAUUCUCUAUGUGUAUGGGGGAAUGUUUGAGGUGGGCGAUCGGCAAUUCACCCUCAGUGACCUCUACAGCAUUGACCUGCACAAAAUGGAGGAAUGGAAAGUUUUAGUGGAGAUGGAUCCAAAAGCACAAGAAUGGCUAGAGGAGUCAGAAUCGGAUGAAGAGGAUGAUACGGAAGGUGCAGAGGGAGGGGAAGAGGAAGAGGAGAGCUCUGAAGAGGAGAGUGAAGAUGAGGAAGGAGAAGAGCAGCACCCAUCUGUUCAGCAUGAUGAGAAACAAGCAGACUAUCUGUCCAGGACAGAGCAGUAUUGGAUUAAACUAGCCCGCAGCAACAUGGGCCCGGAUGCCAAGGAGAAGAAGGUUGUGAAAGUUGCACAUGCCAUGGCAAAGACAUUCUAUGAAGAUUCAGUCUAGCUGUUGAGGAUGUUCUGUGUGAGUGCAGAAACAUGCUGGGAGCACUAGUUAGCCCCACUGAACCAAGCAGCUCAGUCCGAUAUGCCAGGCAGUUGGUGCCACCAGCAGGCUUUCUGGUACUUUGGCUCUUGCCUGCUCCAUACGAAUGCCUCUGGGCUGGCUGGUAUCAGUAUGCCUGCUUGGUUAACGCUCUGAAUAUGCUGUUAAUACCUUAGAGGUUGUGGGAUGGUCUAGGAGAACACGAUAUCUGUCCAAGCACUUUUCUGUUGAGGCUUGACUGUACAAUACUGUCUGUUUCGUUUCAGAAGUUGUUUUGAGUCAGUGAAGACAAACUGCACAUUGCAAUGGUUUCCUAGUCCCAAAUUCCCCACCUUGACUGGGGGUCAGAACUUGUUUCCAAGGGUUUCUAUAAUAAACUUAUUUGGUUACAUCA
Messenger RNA from Rhea pennata, 2225 nucleotides. It is a transcript of the gene KLHDC4, whose product is annotated as kelch domain containing 4. Bases 47 to 1792 code for a protein of 581 amino acids. The transcript has 12 exons. The record is from RefSeq and is a predicted model, not a curated record. Gene Ontology annotation, molecular function: protein binding. Lineage: Eukaryota; Metazoa; Chordata; Aves; Rheiformes; Rheidae.